AAACCACACUCGUAAAUAAAUGUUAGAGGCUGGAAUCCGAGGAUAAAGGAUUAAACAUUUUUUUUUCAUUACCGCAACGUAGUUUGCAUGUUGCACCGGUUAAAAUAAUAUGUUUAUUUACUUAUAUUAAAGUAUCAAUUAUAUAAUUCAGGAUGAAUUGUAUUUUAAAAUCGAUUUCAUUGCAAUGUACGCCUUUUCCUUUACGUUACAAUAGUUCAUUGAAAAAGAAUGGUAAACCCCUGCGAAAUUAUUUAAAACGUAAUUCUAAGUUUUUGGAUUCAUUGCGGAUUCACGUUAAAGGAGGUACAGGCGGAUUUGGUUACCCUAAGUAUGGUGGUUUGGGCGGCAAAGGAGGUGAUAUUUGUUUAGUCGCUACUGGAGGUAUGACACUAAUCGAAUUUUUAACUAAAUACCCGCAUAAGCAAUUGCGAGCUGAAACGGGUGGUAACAGUCAUUCCAGACGAAUACUAGGUUUGGUUGGCGAGGACAAAAAAGUCAAUGUACCAACUGGCAUUACUGUGUAUGAUGAUAAAAAUAAUUUAAUUGGUGACUUGAAUGAAGACGAGUCAGAGUUGAUUGUGGCUAAAGGUGGACAAGGUGGUUGUAAAACAAAUGGCUACUGUGGUCAAAAAGGAGAAAGUCGAUCUAUCAAACUAGAAUUAAAACUAAUAGCCGAUAUUGGGCUUGUUGGUUUCCCCAACGCCGGCAAAUCCACUUUGCUAAAUGCCAUUUCUAAUGCCAAACCAAAAAUUGCUUCCUACCCAUUUACAACUCUUAGACCAAACAUAGGUAUUAUGUCUUAUAAAGAUCUACGGCAGAUAUCUAUGGCUGAUUUACCAGGACUUAUUGAAGGUGCUCAUUGUAACAUCGGGAUGGGUCACAAAUUUUUAAGGCAUGUCGAACGAACCAAAUUACUACUGUUAGUUGUGGAUAUUGAUGGAUUUCAAUUAAAUCCCCUUAAAAAGUUUCGAUCUUGCUUAGAUACUGUAGUUUUACUUAACAAGGAACUUGAAUUAUAUAAAGAACAGCUUUUGGAUAAACCUGCCCUGUUACUUGUUAAUAAAAUGGAUACUGAAGGUGCUAAGGAUAAAUAUUUAGAAAUUAAAGAGAACUUAGAAAAUUUAGAAGAUGCAAUUUCUUCAUAUCCCGAUGAAAUUAGACCAAAAAAAGCAAUCAAGUUUGAUAAAAUCUUACCAAUUUCUGCCAAAAAUGAACCUCAAGAUAUUGAAUAUGUUAAAACAAUUAUUCGUGAAGUUUUAGAUGUUAAUGCGGAGUUAAAUAGUGAGUCUAUAGAUAAUAGGUCAAUAAAUGACCUUAAAGAACAGUUAAGAGAACGAGGGCCUGUGUUAGUGUAAAUUGUUAAGAUUGUUAAAAUAAUUAUGUUUAUGUAAAUAAUACAAUUUAUAA
Molecule: messenger RNA, 1407 nt
Organism: Adelges cooleyi (spruce gall adelgid)
Lineage: Eukaryota; Metazoa; Arthropoda; Insecta; Hemiptera; Adelgidae
Product: GTP-binding protein 10 homolog
Exons: 7
Coding region: 153-1355 (400 amino acids)
Cellular component (GO): mitochondrion
Molecular function (GO): GTPase activity; GTP binding
Source: RefSeq, a predicted model, not a curated record